UCAUCCAUGAAUCCUGCAGCCGUGGUUAUCAUCGACACAAAAAUUCGACACCAAAUUAAACUGACGGCAUGUGCAACGUACGGCGAAUGUACGCCGUACGGUGCUGGCCACCUGCAGCAAGAACUACCGUAGCGCACGUUUAUCGUAGAAUCGUUCGUCAGUCAUCAUUCAUCCUUGGUGGUGAUCUUUAUCUGCGUUCAUUCGACUGACAACAGUUUUCACCGAAGCAGUGGAUGGCAACAAUUAGGUACCGACGAAUACGUAUGAUUUAGUGUGCUAGAUGCUAAAGUGCCUACUACAGCGGUCGAUUAUCGUCGAGUUCUACCCAGCGGUACAACGCGAGCCGAAAUCCACGACCGAUACGUCCCGUGUUCUGUCGUCACUACGGUUGAAAAUUUAAAAUGCCCACUCGAAGUAUCUGAUAACUCUUCUGUAGUGGUUGUGUGCCCGCCGCUAGUUAAGCACGUGAUAACUCUAAAACCACAACGUACGAAACCACGAAAACCCUACACUCGCGUUUUGCAUAAUUCUUUUGUGCGACUGCAGUUGAUCUAACGUAACUACGAACGAUUGUUAAUUACAGAAACGUCGUGACAAUUGGACGUCUGGUGUUUUUGUUUGUAAAAAUAUUAUGAAUAGCUACAAAUUUUUGUUUUUUUUUUUCGCGUAAUUUAUUCAUUUUUAUUUGUACAUUUUUAUUUUAUUUUCUCAUACGAUAUCUUUUUCAUAAAUAUUUUUAUUGUUAAUGAUAAUAAGUACCUAUCUAUUAUUAAGUAAAUUGUCAAAUAAAGUAUAUAUAUUAUAUAUACAUAUAAAUAAUUUACGAUAUUAUAGUUUGUUGACUGUGAUAGAAACUUUCCAUUAAAAAUAAUAAUGUUUACAAAAGUUAGAACUGUGUGGCUUUGUGUGUGGCUUAUGACCACUGUUAUCCAUUCGUUAGCCGCAGAAGAUGAAGAUGGUGGUUUGCUACCUCCUACAGUUGUACCGGCCACGGUUGGAUCGCCAACUUCUGAACAAACUACUAGUCAUGUAAACGUCGUUUCCCUGGGAUUCGUACAUGCCUUUGUAGCAUCACUUUCUGUGAUCGUUGUUUCAGAAUUGGGUGACAAGACUUUUUUUAUUGCUGCUAUUAUGGCAAUGAGACAUUCAAGAAUUACAGUAUUCGCUGGUGCCAUAUCUGCACUUGCACUUAUGACUGUUUUAUCAGGUAACAAUUUCAUUAUUUUAUUAUACCAUUUUUUUUUUUUUUUCUAGAAUAUAGGAUUUUAUAUUAGAUUAGUUUUUAGUAUAAAAGUAAAACCCUACUAUGUUUUUACAUUAUCCAGAUUAAUAUACAUGAUUCGAAAUUGAUCAUUUUUGUAGAUUUUGAUAUGUGUAUGAGUUUAACUGUUUAUUGCUGAUUCAACCCUUAAUCAGAUAGGUAGCAAAGCAAAACAAAAUCAUCUAACAUUUUAAUUGAAUAAAUAUUUACUUCCUUACUUACCUAUUUAAUUUGUUUUGUGCAUUUUAGAUUCUAAACCUACUUAGGUUUGUCUUGUUUCUUAUGAGUUAUGAGUGGAUUUUUUUUUUAAACUUCCAUUAAUAAAUAUGUUUAUCUAUUCUAUAAUAAAUGAACACAUUUUAUAAUAUUAUAUUGUUUUUUUCUAUUUCUACUGCUUGAUUUAGAAUGAUUUUUUCAAUAUCUAAAUACAAUUGUUUUAGCAACUUUUCCGUAAAACCUAAAAAAAUAAUAUAUUCAAUUUUAAAGCUAUCUUGUAUUAUUAAUUUACAGACAAAAUUAAGAAUAAUUUACUUUUAUUGUUUUUUUAAUUUAUUAUGUACAAUUUAUAUAUAAGUAGGUGAAUAUUUAACUUCAAAAUUCAAACUCAACUAAUUAGGUACAGGUACUUACCAUAGGAUAUUGUGUUGCAGAAAUUUUUGUUAUUUUGUUGGUACCUAAUUAGAUAAUGCAAGGUAAAGUUUUUCUACCAAGGCACUCUAGUGCUAGGUAGUUAACAUAUAUGUAUUGCCAUUAUGCCAUAAUGUGUUUGCCAUUAGUAUGUAGUUAUAAUUUUAAUUUCAGAAUAAAAUAAAUUGAACACAUUUGCAUGAGACUAGAAUAGAUCUACUGACUAUAAUUUAACAACAUCAAAGAUUUAAGAUAUAACUUCUGUAUCUAUCUUAGAUUUUGAAUAAGCAUCUUGUAUAUAAAUUUAUAACUAAGCACUUACUUAGUAUUACAUAAAUUGCACAAACAUUUAAACAUUUAUUAUAACCUAUUGUAGUACAUACACCUAUAUAAAACAAAUUGAUGUAUUAAUAAAUUUAAGUACAGAAGUCAUGUGUGUUUUAAGUAAUGUUAGUCAGUAUUUGGUAAACUGAUUUCUCUUGUUUGGCAGUAAACAUAUUGAACAUGUUUGAGUUAUGUUGGCAUAUUGUCAAAUUGACCCAUCUUUAAUGGUCAAAUUGACUAAGAAUUAUUUUGACAGUAGGUGCAGUAGGUGAGUAGGUAAAAAAAUUAUACAUCUACCUAAGUAAUUAUUGGUUAUAAAUAUUUCAAAAUGAUUUUAUUAAUAUCAAAUGAAACCAAAUUGUGUGUAGGUGUUGUGUGUUUCCUUAACCUCUAAAUCACUCGUAGGUUGCAUACUAAAUUAGUGCCAAUAACAUAAGUUUUAAAGACAUAUUUCUAUAAUAAAUUCUGAAAAAAAAAAAAAUUUAGUGAAAUGAAAUGGUCUUAUAAAUAUAAUUUAAAAUGACUAAAAGCUUAAAUUUAUAUCAAAAUAUUUUAAUGAAAUAACUAAAAAAAGUACAUUUUUUUUUCAAUUGUAUAUACAAGCAAAACUAUGCCGGACAGUAUUCUUUAAAUUUAGUUCCUAUAAAUAUUUUAUAUGUACCUAAAUUAUUACAUUUUUUUUUUUUUUUACAGUUUUAUUUGGAUAUGCAGCAACAGUUAUACCUCGUGCUUACACAUAUUACAUAUCAACAGCUUUAUUUGCGGCAUUUGGACUUAAAAUGUUAAGAGAAGGGUUCAAAAUGUCCCCUAAUGAAGGACAAGAUGAACUUGAAGAAGUGCAAGCAAAUUUACGACGAAAAGAUGACGAGGUAAAAAUUAUCUAAAUUAUGCUAAUCAAUUUGUAGGAAGCUUUUUAGUAAAUUAAUUUUUAUAGCAUUUGAUAGUUUGAUUAUGUAUGCAUUAAUGAAAGUGGUGUUAUAAUUAAUUAAAUUUUUAAUAAUUGCUCAUUUUUCAUUUAGGUAUCUAUUGUUCAGUAUUUAAAAAUUAUUUCAAUAACAUCAAUAUCAUAUGUAAAGUUGAAAACUUUUAGUUUCUUGAAAUAGUUACUUAUGUUUCGCAGUAUAGUACAAAGAAGGGAAUUUUUACCAAAAUGGGUAAUUUUGAAAAACAAAGACAAAAGAUAAAAAAACAAGUUUUAAAUAUUUUGGAUAGCUAAUAGGUACAUAACAAUAAAUUAGACUUUAUUGCCAUAUGUGUGUUAUUGUCAUCUUCACAGCAUUUUCAUUAUUUUGAUAAAAUACAAUGUAUGUCAAUUAUUAUUAUCAUUAAAAAUAUUAUAUUUAUUAUUUUAUUAUAAUAUAUAUUUGUUUAAGAAUUUAUCAUCCCUAUUUUAUGACUUAUGUGGUAUUGUAGUUGUAGGUAUAUAAUAUAUUGAGAGCAAUUGUUAAUCUGGGUAGUUUGAGGGAAAUUGGUACAUGCUUGUAUGAUAUAGUGUUGUAAAUUAUGAACCAUGACUCUAUUCAUCACAUUUCUUAUUUAGUAUCAAAUAUUUCAAGUUCAAAUUUGUAACUUGUCGCGUCACAAAGUUAUUUUUAUUAUAACAUUUAUUUUUUGGUAAAUAAAAAUAAGUUUUCCUUUAAAUAAUUUUUAUAAGUAGAUGAUUCACAAAUUUAAUUAUGACACCACUAAUUUAACAUAAAUUUGUGAUAGUUGUAUGUUACGUGUAAUCUAACUAAAUCAAUAACUUAUUGAGCUUGUUUUUAAGUUAAAUUUUUACCAAUUCAAAUAUAUAAGUAACAUUUUAUUAUAAACCAUAUUUACUAUUUUAUUUUAAUAAAUUCUGCUAUCCAGUGUAUCCAAGUAACUAAAAUAUUUGUUUUUUUUUCUAUUCAAACAAUCACUUUUAAAUGCAUGAAUAAUAAAUACCUAUAGGUACUGGCUAUACUUGUAUACAAUUUAAUAAUUGCAUUAAAGUAUAAAUAGAAUCUGAAUAUUAUUAUUAUAUUUAAUCUCUAAUUUUACUUUAUUGUAAUUUUAGAUGGAUAUAUAUGUCUUUAUUAUAUAUUUUAUUGCAACCAAAUAAAUGAAAUUAUAGUUGUAUUUAUUUAUUUAAAAAUAAUUCUUUAAAAUAUUGAAUUCAUAUAUUUAUUAUAUUGUUGAGUACUUUAGAGAGGUAAUGUGAUAAAACUAAAAAUUACAUAUUUAAUUCACAUAUAUUUAUUCAUCUUCAAAGCAAUAGAACAUGAUUAGACCAUAAUACCUGUUUAAAAGGUUUUCUAAUUUUUGUUCUAAUUGCUUCUAGCCAAUACUGAUGCAUUUAUUAGUUGGGUAAAAGACAUUUUAUUUAUUUAUGCUUAGCUUAGCUUGUAUUUAUCAUAUCUAUAAUUGAUAGUUCAAAUACUAUAGUUCAAUUUCUCUAAAUGCCUAAUUGUAUUUUUCCGUAGUGAUUAUCACAUUUUCUAAAAUUAUUAAUAAUUUAUGAUUAGAGUUUCAUAAAUACUAACCCAUAAUAUUUAAGUUAAUUACUGGUGUGUUUUUUUGUUUGUUUUGUUCUGUAUUUAUACUUUUCUUUAUUAUGUUAUGUGGUGUUAGAAAUUGAAUUUUUCUUUCAAUGUCGGGGUUAACAAUAUUAAGAUUUUUCAUUUGGAUAGUUUGGAUUUGACAUAAUCACAAAUUUUAAAUAUAUUCAAACAAAAAAUAUUUAAUUGGACAGACAAUUUUUGGUUUUUUUUUUAACAGCAUAACAAAAUAUAUGUUUAACUCUAUAAUUUGGAAACCACUGUUUAUUCAAAUGUAUAAUCUCUGAACUGAAAUAUUUAUGUAUUUAUAAAAUAAUAAUAUUAUAAAAUCUAAAAUAUUUUUGAAUACUAAUGAUUCAAUAAUAAAUGUACAUCUUAAUUUCUAUUAUAAACUCUACGGGCAAUUAUUUUUUAAACUUUACACAAAUAACCUAGCCUUUGUAGUUCCUUUAAAAUCAACAAAAUGUUGGUUUGGGUAUAGUAAGCCUAUUUCAAGGUUAUCACUAUCAAUUAUUUUUUAGAAUAAAUCUAGUUUUUCAAAAUGGUUUUUGAUGUUUAUUUUGAAAAUUUUGAUAUUUUCACUGAAAUCAUUAUUAUAAAAGUUAAGAUAAAAUAACUUUAAAAAGCAAAAUUAGUUAGAAAUAGAAAUGAUGGUGCAAUCAGAAUUAUUUGAAAAUUGUUAUUUUAGAAGUUACAGUUUUUCAAAGACUAUGUCACUAUAAUUACUUAACACAUGUAAUGUAAUUAUUAAAUACAUGUGAAUGCGGGAAUGGCUGUAUAUACAUACCAUCUUUGCUUGUUGUUUCAACUGUUAAUAUGCUGUCCUCUUUAGUUUCUCUCUUUUUACCGGUAGAAGGAGGCAAUAAUACUACUGAUCUACCCUAAAUUUUCAAUCUGAUAUUACUACAAGGAGGAUAGUGUCCUAAAUUUAAAUUUAAACCUCGCUACACAAAACAGGGGUUUCAGCAACCCUAAUAAUUUGAUCGAUUAUCUCAAACAUGCAGAUUUAACUUCAUUUGCUAUAAAUAAUAACAAAUAAUAUAUUAAGUCUCCUUAAGUACAUGCUGUACCCAAUAUUGUAGAAUUAAAAAUGCUGAUAUCUCAAAAAUGAAACAUGACUACUAUAUUAUCAUUACGCGUAGUUUUAUAUUACAGUUUUCUUGGUAAAUGAAAAAAACGAAAAUAAUGUUCUCAAUCAUCCGUUCAGCAGUGUUAUAUGAUAAAAAUGUUCUCUUAGGUGUAUUUGAUAACCACUCCCGGAUUUAGGAGGUUGUGGAAAAUAUGACCUCUUUACCCAGGAAUGUGAAGGGUUCAUUGUGCCACUAUUUAUUCAUAUAAAAGGUUGUCUAAAAUGUUGAAGUUUAAAAACGUAAAUACAAUUUAUACAAAAAAAAAGGUUCAUUUUUAAGUUCAGAACAUAGGACUUUCAAUCUGGCUUAUUUUCUUAUUAGUUUAAAAAAUUGUAAACAUCUAAGAGAUAAAAUAUAAAAAUCUAAAUAAAAUUCUGAGUGGAGCUUGCUAAAACAUUUUUUGCUAAUUUUGUAUUGAAUAUUUUAUUAUUACUGAAUUGGUAAUAUUGUAUUUUCAUGAUUUUUAAAAUUUAUUAGGUUAAAAUUGUUUUUCAUCAAUUGUUACAUAUGGUUAUUCUUGUAUCAUAUUUUUGAGAAUUUAUGAGUAAAAAAAAAAUGAAAAUUUUAAAUAUGCCUCUAAAAUAAUGAGGAGUGAAGCAUUUUAAAUUGAAUACCUACUAAUUCACCAUAAAUAAUAAUGUUUAUUUAGAUGUGUGCAUAAUGUAAUAUUUACUUAUUUAUUUUUGUAUACAAUUUGAAAUUUUUUUUAAAAAAAUCGAUAAUGGUUAAAAAAUUGUAUUUUACUUGUACAGUUUUUUUUACAAUACAUUUGUAAAUUCAUAAUUAGGAAUAUGAAUUAUCAAAAAAUAAUUAAAAUAAUUUGUAUUUAAUUAUUAAAUUGGUUUGAAUAAUUAUGUGACUUACUAUGAGUGUCAUUAUUAUAACUAAUAAUCAAAAUAAUUUGUGAUAAAUUAUAAUUGAUAAAGAAUAAAUUGAAUAUUAAAUUUAUUAAAUGCAAUUAUAAAUUAAUUUUUAUCUUCAUUAUGUUUAUUCUUAUUUAUUUAUAUAAUAAUAUUCUUUAAAUUAAUAUAUUUUAUAUCUGUACCCAAUAUAUAUAUAUACACAAUAUAUUUAUAUUAUUAUUAUUAUUUUUUUUUUUCUGUAUUUUCGUAACGUUAUCUUCUACGCGCUUCUUUGGGCUGUUAAAUUGUUUGGGAAUAAAUAUUUAAAUAUCUAAAGAACAAGAAGAAUAAGAAAGAGGAGUCACCAGUCACUGAAAAUGAUGAUAAAUCUCCAGCCGUUGUACCUUCCGUGGUUGAAACUAUCAAUGUGACUGUUGACAUUAAUACUGACUUAAAGGUAAGAGAAACAAAACAAAUAUUUUCUUUGUUAUUCAAUGAUAAUAAAUCAUAGAUUUGAUCAAUUAUGUUUAAUAAUUAUAGUAAGCAUUAUCAACCAUUUACAAUGUAUGAUAACAUUAUUUGUUCAUAUUAUUACAGCAUGAUAUAUUUCCUCUGCAAUAUAACCGCUCGUAGAUUUUGAUUAGAUAUUUAAUUAGGUGUAAGACAUAUUUCACUUAAUUUCUUAACUCAAGUAACUGAUAUCUAAUCGCAUCUCUCUGAAGUACUCAAUUGAAAUAUUAUAAAAUAAUAAUAUAAUAUUCAAUAUUUCAGAUUUGGAAUGAUUGUAUGUAAAACUAAAGAAUUAUUUUUUGUUAAUAUUGUUUUCAACACAGGACAUUGAUAUAGAACAAGCGGCCCCAAAAAGAUGUCGCUUACAACUUGGCAAUACAAGUUUGUUGAUUGUGUCAAAGACUUUAAUUCAGGCAUUUACAAUGACAUUUCUUGCAGAAUGGGGUGACCGUAGUCAGUUGGCAACUAUAAUUUUAGCUGCUAGAGAAGUAAAUAAAAUCAAAUUUUAGAUGAAAUAGUUUGUGUAAUUUUUAAUUAUUUUUAAUGAUAAUGUUAAGGAUGCCUAUGGUGUUGGACUUGGUGGAGUUUUAGGUCAUUCCUUGUGUACCGGUUUGGCCGUUAUUGGUGGUCGUUUUAUUGCUCAAAAAAUAUCUGUGCGAACUGGUAAGUAAAACUAUGAUUGACAAAAUAUUUGAAUAUAAAAAAAAUAACUAUAUAUUUGUUGUUUUUAAUAGUUACAAUUGUGGGUGGUGUUGUAUUUUUAAUGUUUGCCCUGACUGCAUUAAUGUUUGACCCAAAUGAAGGUGAAACGUAGCCAUAACAAUUUCAUAACAAUUAUGGCCAUUGCAAAUGCUUCAAACUCCAGUUUCAGAGUUAAGCAUACUUAGUUUUUCUGUGAUAUUUAUAUUUCACUAUAAGUAUGUUAGCAUGCUUUCAUUCAAGUUAAAAGUACAAUGCAAUCAGAAUAUUGUGUUUUUGUAUUAUUGAUUGAUUAAUUUAUUUGUGUUAUAUUUAUGUAAGUAAAUAAUUUUAAAUAUAAUUGUUAUCAUCAUCCUUAAGGUUUAAAUAUAUAUGUAUUUUUUACAUAUAAUAAAACAUUUUGAUCUUUUUAUCUUAACACAUUGUUAUUUAUGUAUAAUUUAUUAAUGGUAUUCAUAUUAUAUUUUUUUAGUAAUGAUUCUUUUUACAAUAAAUAGUAUGAUAAUGUGUCAUAC
Cinara cedri is the source of this 8427-nucleotide messenger RNA. The record is from the annotation of a GenBank genome assembly. Lineage: Eukaryota; Metazoa; Arthropoda; Insecta; Hemiptera; Aphididae.